This is a messenger RNA of Triticum dicoccoides, 961 nucleotides long. Its product is annotated as probable mediator of RNA polymerase II transcription subunit 26c. The record is from RefSeq and is a predicted model, not a curated record. Lineage: Eukaryota; Viridiplantae; Streptophyta; Magnoliopsida; Poales; Poaceae. The coding region runs from base 182 to 961 and encodes 259 amino acids. The transcript has a single exon.
UGGCGCUCUGCUCGCGUCCGACUGGAGUACGGCCACCGCCUCGGCGGGAGAUAUAAGCUCCAUUGAAGGCCUCGUGGUAGGCGAUCGCCAUCUUCCUUCCCAAUUUCUCCAUCCAGUCCUCCCAACCUCUCCAUCCAAUCCAAUCCAAGAUCGAUCAGGAGCUCGCGGAAAAGGCGCCGCCAUGGCCGCGCAGAUGCUCCGCCGGUGGCAGAGCUUCUACGGCGCCUUCGACCCCGUGGACGCCGCCAUCGAGGCCGCCGACCCCGACCAGUUUUCCCGCCACGUGUUCCGGCGCGCGAGGGGGAACCUGCUGGGACGGCUCUGCAGCGCCGCCGACGACGACCAGGCGGAGCGCAUCUGCCGGAUUCUCGACGACAUCAUGGCGGAGUCUCUCGAGACGCUGAGGCUGGUUCCAUCAACGCCAGAGGCGCCCGUCUCCACGGAGCUCGGCGAGUCUGUGCGCGCGCUGCGGGAGCACGACUCGGAGCGCGUCCGCCUCCUCGCGCGCGGCAUCGUGAGCGGGUGGGAGGCCUCCGUCCAGAACGAGGUCGACGGCGCCAAGGUCACACCAGCCACGCCCGUGAAGAAGCUGCCGCGGCCCAAGGCGGCUGGCGGCCAGCAACAUGCCUCCGCCGAUCCUGACGCAAAGACGAAGCGACCUCCCAAGAUCAAGCGGUUGGCGGAAAUCAUCAAAAAGGCGUCAGAUCCCGCCGCCAGCUUCGCCGACGGUGACCGAGCCGGGUUCUGCUCGGAGGAGAAGAUCGAAGCCGCGAAGCGCAAGCUCCGCCAGGGUUACCAGGAAGCAGAGGACGUCAAACGGCGGCGCAAGACGCAGUUGGUGCAGGCGCCCAAGAUGAUGCAGCCAAUCAGGGGGUGCACCAGCUCCAUGGUCAAGAAGACCUUCUCGGUCCGGACGACGCAGCUUCACGUGUUGUGUAGCUCUAGUCAAGAAAACAGUUGA